This is a messenger RNA of Cucumis sativus (cucumber), 942 nucleotides long. RefSeq names its product glutathione S-transferase U8. Gene Ontology annotation, biological process: glutathione metabolic process. Lineage: Eukaryota; Viridiplantae; Streptophyta; Magnoliopsida; Cucurbitales; Cucurbitaceae. The coding region runs from base 87 to 743 and encodes 218 amino acids. The record is from RefSeq and is a predicted model, not a curated record. Gene Ontology annotation, molecular function: glutathione transferase activity. Gene Ontology annotation, cellular component: cytoplasm. The transcript is spliced from 2 exons.
AAAGACAUAACUCUCCAAAACACAUCUAAUCUCCCUUACAAAAUUAAAGCUAAGACAUAGCAAAAACAAAAAAACAAAUUAAUUAAAUGGAGGGAGGAGUUGAGGUGUUUGGAUUUUGGCCAAGUCCGUUUAGUUUGAGAGUGGAAUUGGCUCUCAAACUCAAAGGCAUCCAAUACCAAUACGUUGAGGAAGAUGUAUUAAACCAAAAGAGCGAUUUGUUGGUGAAAUACAACCCAAUUUACAAGAAGGUUCCUGUUCUUGUUCACCAUGGAAAACCUAUUUCAGAGUCUCUUGUAAUUCUCGAAUACAUUGAAGAAACGUGGAAACACAGUCCCAUCUUGCCCCAAGAUUGCCAUGAAAAAGCUCUUGCUAGGUUUUGGGCUGCCUAUAUCGAUGGAAAGGUAGUGUCUGCUUUAGGAAAAGUUUGCGGAAGCAAAGGAGAAGUGAUAGAGGAAGCAGUAGAAGAAGCAAAGGAGGCAUUGGAACCACUUGAGAAAGAGCUUAAAAGCAACAAAUUUUUUGGGGGAGAAAAAAUUGGGUUUUUGGACAUUGUGGGCAUUCUCAUAGCCUUUUGGAUUCCUGCCAGUGAAGAAGCUUUAGGGAUUGAAAUGUUAACAGCCCAUAAAUUUCCAAACCUAAUACAAUGGAUUGAAGAACUUGCCAAUGACAAUGUCGUGAAGGAGCUUAUCCCUAAAAAGGAUGACCUUGUUACCCAUAUGAAAACUGUUCUUGGAAAAAACUAGCUAAAAGAUCAUUUCAAGUUAUACAUUGUGUUAGUGAUGCGAUCUCACUUCCUUUGUUUGUUUUAAUUGAUUUAAUUUAGUUGAGAUUCGGUGGUUGAGUUUGUUCGGAUCUUUCUUAUGAUAUCUCACUAAAGAGGUUUGGAUUAUUAUUUAGUUUGUUCAGAUUAAUAUAUAAAGAAGUCUUUGUGGUUCUGCAUUA